This is a messenger RNA of Aspergillus piperis CBS 112811, 703 nucleotides long. RefSeq lists its product as uncharacterized. NCBI's taxonomy places the organism in Eukaryota, Fungi, Ascomycota, Eurotiomycetes, Eurotiales, Aspergillaceae. The record is from RefSeq and is a predicted model, not a curated record. The transcript has a single exon. The coding region runs from base 186 to 611 and encodes 141 amino acids.
CCGAGGUUCGACUCGGACAACACGCAGCCCCGAUCAAAAGCUUGCUUUUGGGGAACACCCAGAAUUACCAGGCAAAUUCCAACCAUGCCAGAGUGAUUUGUUCAUUCGUUUUUGUUUGCUGGCACCGGCCUUGACCGUGAGAAGCCGCGUUGCAGGCCGAAGCCGACAUCUGACGGCGUCUUGGUAUGACAGCAUAUCCAUCAUUCUCAGUCGUUUCUCGCCGUCCCAAAUUCUUCUUUAUGGGACUGGUUUUGUCAUUGAUUUUCCUGGAUCCAGCGCAGAUCAGGUUCUUUCUUUGCACUUCUAUUUCCUUGAUGGUGUUGGCUCCGGAGUUGUACAGAUGGGAGUGGCAUAUGACGAUUUCUAAUUCAUCUAUCCUUGUGACAUACCAACGAUGGUCGAGAUGUUCCGUUUUCUUCUCUAAUUGUUUGAUUGUGUUGAUUUCACCCCGUUUGAUAUCUCUGUGGCGUUUUGCAUACCCGGUGAAUAGUCGCGGCCCCGACGUGGAAUGUACCAGGCAUCAUGGAGACGGGGCCAGACCGGGAAUUACCCUUGUAACUAAUGACGUUUCUCCUUUCAUUAUACCUAUAGACCUGAAUGGAGCAUUGUGAUCGGCGAUGUGCCUGGCUAUUAGCCUCGAUGUUAGUGUGCAGAGUUGACAGUAGGAUCCCGAUGCUAAGCGUAUUGCAUUCAGAUAUGCCAG